AUGGCGCACCUUACGAAGCAACGAGUGAAGGAGCUGUACAGCACCUUCGGGGAGCUGAAGGUGUUGGACGACAUCAUCCGCUAUCGUGCAGCGGAUACUGACCAAGUCCCUAUCUUGGGAUACCCUAGAAAUGACAACGACCUGAGCGACUAUGAGAAGUUCACUGGGCAACAGCUCGAUUCCUUCAUUGAUGGAGCUGCGAACCACUUGAUUGCCCAAGGCCUGAAGCCGGGCGCAAAAGAGGUAGUUGGAAUUUUCGGACAAUCUGAUGUCGAUUACAUCGUCACAUUCUUCGCGCUGAGCCGACUCGGCUAUACUGUUCUGUGCCUGUCUUUACGUCUUGCACCCGUGGCCAUUGUCAACCUCCUGAAACAAACAGGUUGUGGCGCCAUUGUUCAUGGAGACUCUUCGCAAAUCCUGAACACGCUCGCGGCUGUCGAGCAAGAGAAGUCUUUGACGAAGAUCUCUAUCCCCAGCCGAGCACAGUACUCGUCACCACCAUCCGAUGAGGGGCAAUCUUUCGCGCGUCAGGUCGAUCGGGACAGUGAAACCCACGAUAUUGCCCUGAUAAUGCACAGUUCCGGCUCCACGGGGUUACCUAAGCCCAUUUCAUUGAGCCACAAGAGUCUCCUGACUCAUCCUCUGCAGGGUGCUGGAAUGCACAACUUCGCCGUGCUUCCGCUAUACCACAUCUAUGGCUUAUCAACUACAUUACAAGCCAUGUACAUGCGCAAGACGGCGAAUCUUUAUAGCGCUCGCUUGCCGAUUACGACAGAGAAUCUUCUGAUAGCCACAGAGGCCAUCAAACCUGAGGUCAUCCAUGUCGUACCCUACUCACUCGGCUUGCUGGCAGAGACAGAUAGGGGCAUGGAGAUUCUGAAGUCGGCCAAAAUGGUCACAGCUGCUGGCGCGCGAACCCCAGACGAGCUUGGAGACCGCUUAGUCAAAGAAAAGGUUCAUGUUGGCGUUGUUUUUGGAUUCACAGAAGCAGGGCUCUUGGGAGACACCAUGCGACGCGCAGAAGAUGACGACUCAUGGGACUAUGUGCGCAUCUAUUCCAACGUUCGAGAGCACGUCAUCAUGGACCCGAUCGGGGACAACCAAUAUGAGUGCGUCAUUCUUCGCAGUCAUCCGGGGCUUUUCAAAUCUGCUUCUGGCGAGCCUUGGCGUUCAAGGGAUGUUUUUGUCCCGCACCCAACUAUACCCGACGUGUGGAAGUAUAUGACCCGUCUGGAUGACCGAGUUACUUUAAGCAACGGCGAGAAGGUCCUGCCAUUACCGAUCGAAGGCUGCAUUCGCGAGCAUGAGCUCGUUCGCGAAGCGGUUGUUGUGGGCGUUGACCGAGCGCUUCCUGGCGUGUUACUCUUCAGGGCGCAGUCAGCUGACAGCAUAUCGGACGACGAAUAUCUUGACGCUGUAUGGCCCACAAUCGCCGAUGCCAACUCGCGCGCCGAGGGCUUCUCCCAGAUCAGCAAGUACAUGGUCGCUGUGAUACCCUCGGAUGUGAGUUAUCCUAGAACGGACAAGGGUAGCAUCAUCCGUGCGCAAGUGUACCGUCACUUCGCGGACACGAUUGACGAGCUGUAUGCCAAGCUUGAUGAUGGGCAGGAAGGUACUCUCAAGCUGAGUCUGCCUGAUCUCGAACUUUUCCUCAAGAAGACGUACGAAGAAGUGAUGGACAUCCAGUUGGACUCAGUUGAUGCCGACUUCUUCAAUGCUGGAAUCGACAGUCUUAAUUCUAUUCAGAUGAGACGAACGAUCCAGAAAACUCUGUAUCUAGGCGGCCACCGGUUGAGCAACAACGUCAUCUACGAGAAAGGAAACAUCAAGCUGCUGGCAGCUCAUCUGUACCGCCUCGCCCAGGGUCUAGGAGAUGAGGAAGAAGACAGAACUCCCGUCAUGCGUGAGCUUAUCAACAAGUAUUCUGCCUUUGGAGAAGUUGCCAUCUUAACCGGGGCCACUGGCUCAAUUGGUGCGCACAUUCUCGUCCAGAUGGUUGCGAAGAGACAUAUCCGAAAGGUAUACUGUUUCGUUCGAGGAUCAGACCCAAUGGGCAGAGUCCUAGCUUCCGUGAAACAACGUGGCCUCGAGUUGUCGGCUCCUGAGAAGGUUGUGGCCAUCUCUGUGGACUUCAGCCGCGAGGACUUCGGCCUCUCGGAAACACUCGUCGAACAGUUUAAGAAUGAGGUAUCACUAAUUGUCCACAUGGCCUGGCCCGUGAACUUCAAUAUCCAGAUACAGAGUUUCGAGCCUCAGCUGGCUGGGUUACACUGGCUCCUGGCACUCUCUCUCGCAGUCCGCCGCCCGGAACCCGCUCGGCUCUAUUUCGCAUCUUCUAUCUCAACGGCAGAGAACACGCCGACGCCAGCCCGAAUCAUGGAAAAGCCCAUUGAUGACUUCACCCAGGCUACGCCUAUGGGGUAUGCUCAAUCUAAAUUGGUCGGUGAGCACAUGGUAGUCAAUGCGGCCCGCGCAGGGGCACGCAGUUAUGUGCUGCGAAUUGGGCAAGUCGUGGGCGACCUGGAAAAUGGACAGUGGAACGAUGCCGAGUUCGUGCCAUCCAUGUUCCGAUCAGUACUCUCCUUGAAGGCACUGCCAGUACUCAGUGAGGACGUCUCAUGGCUUCCAGUAAAUACCUUAGCCACGGCGUUCCUGGAAAUUGAUGACACUUUACGGGCAUCACCGAGGCCGCAUGUAUUGGAUCCGGUCAACCCGCCAGUAUUCUACAACAUGUCGAACCCCGACACCUUCUCUUGGAAGAGGCUUCUCUGGGCCCUCAAGGAUGCUGGUCUAGAUUUCGAGGCCGUAUCAUUCACCGAGUGGCUGCAACUACUGAGGGAGGAUGCCGCCCGCGGUAAUGAGAAGUACAACCCGGCUGUGAAGCUCCUAGACUACUUUGAAGAUCGAUACAAGUCGAGCCUCAGCAAGGAAGCGGCCCACAAGCCAAGCGCGACUAAUGGGGCUCACCAGUCUAAUGGAACCAACGGAACCAACGGAACCAACGGGGUCAAGGCGAGCAAUGGAGUCAAUGGGGUAAAUGGGGUCAACGGGGUCAACGGGGUCAAUGGGGUCAAGGGAGUUAACGGAGUCAACGGCGUCAACGGUACUAAAGGGAUCAAUGGUACCAACGGAGUUAAUGGUACCAAAGGGGUUAACGGUACUAAUGGCGUAAACGGUACCAAUGGUAUCAAUGGUGUCAAUGGUAUCAACGGAGUCAACGGCUAUGACUCUGACGGCAUCUCAUGGGAUACCAGGGUGCUACAGCGGGACAGUGCUACUAUGCGGACACCGCCGAAGAUCAUCGAGGAUGGGUAUGUGAAGGUGUUCCUGUCGAAGUGGCUUCCCGUAUGGACCAGGACUGCGGCCUGA
Xylaria bambusicola is the source of this 3369-nucleotide messenger RNA. Its product is annotated as acetyl-CoA synthetase-like protein. The coding region runs from base 1 to 3369 and encodes 1122 amino acids. Gene Ontology annotation, molecular function: phosphopantetheine binding. The record is from RefSeq and is a predicted model, not a curated record. The transcript has 3 exons. Lineage: Eukaryota; Fungi; Ascomycota; Sordariomycetes; Xylariales; Xylariaceae.